Molecule: messenger RNA, 810 nt
Organism: Neurospora tetraspora
Lineage: Eukaryota; Fungi; Ascomycota; Sordariomycetes; Sordariales; Sordariaceae
Exons: 3
Coding region: 1-810 (269 amino acids)
Source: RefSeq, a predicted model, not a curated record
AUGGCCAGGAAAUCCCCGAAUCUCGGCCAUGCAGCACUGGCCCUCCUUUCCUUCUACUCAUACCCCUCCCUGGCAUCAGCCCAACAAUUCCUCACCACCGGCUCCCCCUCCAACCCCCCCUUCGGCCUUCCCCCCUCCUCCUUCGCCCUCGCCAUCGCCAACCCCGUCUCCAACGCUUCUUUCCCAACCACAGGCUAUAACACCUCGGUACCCGCCGGCCCGGACGACGCCACGGGUGAUGGAAUUCCAGGCUGGUAUAUAUCCAUCAACGUGGCAGCCAACGUGCCCUUGGCCAACGCAUCCGACUCCUCUAUAUCGGCGGAAGACAAGAAGAGCAAAGUCACCCAAGCAACGGUUGUGUCGCUUGUGCCUCCUUCUACCCAGGAUGGGCUGGAUGCCGAAAGCUGGAGGGUGUGCGCGAUUGUGUUCACGGGCGGGUUGGCGGCGGGAAAGACGGAGGAGGCGCAGACGAAGAGGUUGGAUGGAACUUGUGCUGCUUUGCUGCCGAGUGAGUGUAUUCAGGAGCUGCAGAUUAAUAGUGUUGCGAAUAACACUGUUGGGACGGGCAAGGGAAACAGCGAGUGCGGGAGUUUGGUGGUUCCUGAUGCUUGUUUGGAGUAUUUUGGGGGGACCGUUGGGGUUGGUUAUGAGGUCGACAGCAGCAACUUUGAUCAGGCCAAUCGCCGAUAUUCCUUCUUCGCGGGCGCCUCGGCUCCAACUGGGAAGGACAACGCGACGGCGCUCGUGGCUAUGGAGAGGGUGCCGCGACAAAUGGAGGAAUCGGCAAGGAGAAGUCCAUGUGGGUUUUGA